UAUUCCCAAUCCUGCAUCGACAGCUGAGCUAUCGAGCCUGAGCGUGCAUCCUCUGCCGUGGCUGGGGGCCAGUUACGCCGCCCAACAAGGCAGUAGCCCCUCUCCACCUCACUGAUUUACCUGCGCAUAAGCAUCGUCCUAGAGCAUGUCAGCCAGGAAGGAUCGUCGACUCGUUGAGGAAGCUCAACGUCGAGAUGUGCCAGCAGACCGCGGCACGCGGGGAUGGGCGCAGCAUUGGACACUAAGGACACCACUGGUGACAAUGGCUGUUCUCGCCAUCUCGUUGCAAAUAGCUCUGUUUGUCGGGUGCAUCCUAGCUGGCCCAACUGCUAAGCGAACUCGACAGGCCGUGCAAUGCACUACUCGGGCUUUCACUGGCGUCGUCUCUCUCCCAGGGGUCACUGUCAGUAUUGAGAAAGCAGACCACGUCCCACGAAAUGGAACAUACGGCGACCCGAACGACAAGGGCUUUCCUCAAACCAUCGACCUUCUGCCCGAGCUCUGCGCCGUGACCGUCAAGGUCACAAACACAUCCGACUUGCCGGGAAAGCCCCAGUCGGACUACCGUUUCGGCCUGUUCCUUCCCACUCCUCAAAACUGGAACUCUAGAAUCCUCACCGUAGGUAGCGGGUCUUUUGCUGGUGGCAUCAACUGGCCCGACAUGGGCCAAGGCCCACACUACGGAUUUGCGUCAAUAUCAACAGAUAACGGGCACAACUCCAACGGAAGCGACAUGUCUUGGGCGACGCCUGCGAGGCUGUAUGACUGGGGCUACCGAGCGAUGCACGGCUCUGUGCAGGUCGGCAAGCUGCUAACCAGCUACUACUACGGCGCGGACCUCGCUUAUUCCUACUACGCCGGCUGCUCGACCGGGGGCAGACAGGGCCUCAGAGAGAUCCAGUAUAGCCCGGACAGCUUUGAUGGCGCUCUCAUCGGUUCGGCGGCCUGGGACACCAAGCAUCUCAUGCCGUGGAUUUCCAAAGUCGCGUUUGAUGAGCUGAAUGGAAACCCAGGCGACAUUCUUGGUCUUCAGCAAUUCUCGGUUCUUGCUGCCGAGGUCCUGAGCCAGUGCGACCCCCAGGACGGCCUAACCGACAACAUCAUCAGCCAGCCGGAAUCAUGCGUAUUCAACAUCAGCCGCAUCGUGUGCUCAGAUCCUACUAGGUGUCUCACAGCCGGACAGGCGCAGGCGGCGAUGAGAAUCUGGGGCGACUACACCGUGUCAGGAAAGCUGGUAAGCCACGGGUUCGGCCUCAGCUCGGAGGACCAGUGGGCUGUCUACUUUGGCGACACAAACACACUGAAAGGUUUCGACUUCAGCUACGAGAGAAACUUCAUCUACAAUAACACGAACUGGGCGUGGCAGAACUACAACGACCAGGUGGUGGCGGAUUCCGAGCGAGUCAACCCCGGCCUGGCAACGGCAGAUCACUUCGACAUUUCUGGUUACAGGGACCGGUCCGGCAAGAAGAGCGGCAAGAUCCUGAUGUACCACGGCCUAGCUGACGGGCUUAUCUCGCCGAGGACUUCCCUGCAGUACUACAAUCAGACCAUAGCCGCGAUGGGGACAAACUUGGGCGACAUUCGAAGCUGGUUCCGCUUCUUCCAGGUGCCCGGCAUGCAGCACUGCUUCUUCAGCAACCGGUACAACGCACCGUGGGACUUUGGGGGGUCGAGCCAGGCGACACAGCUGAGGUUGCUCCCAACUCUCGGCGUCGGUCUGCCCGCAUUCGGCGAUGGAUGGUCUGUUCCUGGACAUCUGGGCGACCCUGCUUACGACGCUUUGGCGGCCUUGGUCCAGUGGGUGGAGAAUGACAAGCCCGUUGACCAAAUCAUUGCGACGGCAUUUAAUGCAGAUGGGUCGGUGUACAGAACGCGGCCGAUCUGUCCUUAUCCUCUGAGGGCGAAGUAUGGGAGCGGGAAUGUCAACAGGGCAUCGAGCUGGUCUUGUGCAUAGGCACGGUUUGGAACUGACCAGAGGCGCGGACUGUGGUUGCACAUGGAUGGACAUCUUUCGGUUAUAUUAUCUGUUGAAUACCUUCGUUUUAUUUCUCGUGUUCUCGACUGCAAUGGCAGCAGGUAGUGCGGAGCAGAACAUAUCUCCACACAGAUUGACGUAUCUUGACAUCGCGGACCAAUUAUUCAUCACCCAUUACCCCAAG
Messenger RNA from Phialemonium atrogriseum, 2162 nucleotides. RefSeq names its product tannase and feruloyl esterase-domain-containing protein. The record is from RefSeq and is a predicted model, not a curated record. The transcript has 2 exons. Lineage: Eukaryota; Fungi; Ascomycota; Sordariomycetes; Cephalothecales; Cephalothecaceae. The coding region runs from base 146 to 1957 and encodes 603 amino acids.